This is a messenger RNA of Perca flavescens (yellow perch), 2408 nucleotides long. It is a transcript of the gene trpv6, whose product is annotated as transient receptor potential cation channel, subfamily V, member 6. Bases 85 to 2244 code for a protein of 719 amino acids. Lineage: Eukaryota; Metazoa; Chordata; Actinopteri; Perciformes; Percidae. Gene Ontology annotation, molecular function: protein binding; calcium channel activity. Gene Ontology annotation, biological process: calcium ion import across plasma membrane. The record is from RefSeq and is a predicted model, not a curated record. Gene Ontology annotation, cellular component: plasma membrane. The transcript is spliced from 17 exons.
AACUUUGACAGAGUGUUAUGACUGAGGAUUUCAAGAAGUUGAGGAGCAGCACUUGUAUUGUUUAAGGACAAACAUCAGGUGUCAAUGUCUCCGUCUCUGGCCAGAUCUGCUCCGAGCGAGCUCAACCAUUGGUGGAGCCAGCUGAGGUUUCGUCUUCAAAACAAGAAAGGAUGGAACGAGAUGUUGGAUGAGACGUUUCUGCUCCACACAAAAUACAUAAAUGACAUUCCUCUCUUCUAUGAGGCUAAAAUGAACAGUGUCGGCUCCAUCAAGAAACUGCUGAGUUGUGCGUCCACUAAUAUCUUUGAGAGAGGGGCUCUUGGUGAGACGGCGCUUCAUGUUGCUGUGAUGGCUGAUAACCUGGAAGCUGCCAUGGCUCUGAUGGACGGAGCUCCUGAACUCAUCAACGAGCCUAUGACAUCCGAGCUCUUCCAAGGUGUUACUCCUCUCCACAUCGCUGUGGUGAAUCAGAACAUCAAUCUGGUUCAUCAUUUGAUCAGUCGUGGGGGUGACGUGGCUACACCUCGAGUCACCGGUCUGUACUUCCGGAAGAGGAUAGGAGGACUCAUAUACUAUGGUGAGCACAUCCUGUCUUUUGCUGCGUGUGCUGGGAACGAGGACAUUAUCUCCAUGGUGAUCGACGCAGGGGCCAGCACCAGAGGCCAGGAUUACCGUGGCAACACAGCGCUUCACAUUUUGGUUCUGCAGCCCAACAAGACGAUUGCGUGCCAGGCCAUUGACCUGAUUAUGGCACGCGAUGCAGAGCUGGACCAGUCCGUGCCACUCGACAUGGUGCCCAACAACCGAGGCCUUACACCUUUUAAACUGGCUGCCAAAGAGGGAAACAUUGUGGCAUUUCAGCACCUGGUUAAUAAAAGGCGUGUAGUCCAAUGGAGUCUGGGCCCCUUGACCUCUAACCUGUAUGACCUGACGGAGAUAGAUUCAUGGGCCGACGACAUGUCAGUGCUGGAGCUCAUCGUGGGCGGUCACAAGAGAGAGGCAAGAAGGAUACUGGAGUUGACUCCUGUGAGGCAGCUGGUCAGUCUGAAGUGGAACCUGUAUGGAAAACAUUACUUCAGGCUGCUGCUGUUACUGUAUCUCCUGUACAUCGGGACCUUCACACUGUGUUGUGUAUUUCGCCCUCUGAAGGACGCUCCGGAGAACUACACACAGUCAGAAAUGGACAAAACCAUCCGGGUCCAGAAAACAUUUCAUGAGAGUUAUGUGACACAUGAGGACAACCUGCGGCUGGUGGGUGAGAUCAUCAGCAUCCUGGGAGCUUUUGUCAUCCUGUUGCUAGAGAUCCCUGACAUACUGAGAGUGGGGGCAAAGCGCUAUUUUGGCCAGACAGCACUGGGAGGCCCCUUCCAUGUUAUCCUUAUCACCUACGCGUGCCUGGUGGUACUGCUGUGUGUGUUCAGAGCCUGCGAGGUGCAGGGAGAGGCUGUGGUGAUGGCAGUGUGUUUAGUUCUUGGGUGGAGCAAUGUCAUGUUCUUCGCCCGAGGUUUUGAAAUGCUCGGCCCUUAUGUCAUCAUGAUACAGAAGAUUAUAUUUGGAGACCUGACCAAGUUCAUGUGGCUGAGUUUCAUUGUGCUCAUUGGUUUUUCCACCUCCCUGUGGGUGGUGUAUAUGACCCAGGAGCCUGAGUCCAUUCCUGCAUAUCGCUCCUUUCCCAUCACCCUCUUCUCCCAGUUUGAGCUCAGCGUGGGCCUCAUAGAUCUGCCUGUCGACCAAACCAUCACCACCCACCCGAUCGUCUACGUGCUGCACUGCACCUUCUCUGUCGUCUCCUACAUCCUUCUUCUAAAUCUACUGAUAGCCAUGAUGAGUGACACACACUGGAGGGUGGCCCAGGAGAGAGAUGAGCUCUGGAGGACUCAGGUGGUAGCCACAACGCUGAUGCUGGAGAGGAGGCUGCCCCGCUACCUGUUGCCUCGGCUCGGGGUGUGUGGGCUCAAAUACGGUCUGAGGGAGCGCUGGUAUCUCAGGGUUGAGGACAGAAACGACCCAAUGUUGCAAAAGAUGCGGCGUUACGCCAAGGUUUUCUCUAAAGACGAGGAAAAGGAAAAGGAGGGAUUGGAGAAGUCUGACACGAUAAAGGGGUCCAUCUCAGGAACCCCCAAGCUCCGACCUAAAAACAAUGCAAGGUCUCUGACAGGGUGGCAGAUGAUUCGCCACAGCGCUUUGGGUUUGGAGAUGGAGCAGGAAGAGCCAGAGGAGGACCAGGACAUUAAAUAUGUUUAGGAAGAGAUUCUGCCUGAGCCUGAAGAGCAUUCUCUGAGCCCUUCCUUCAUCUUACAGUCCUGAACAUAUAAAGUACACAAAGUGUUUAUGAACAUACUUGCAAGACGAGGACUCAACCGACCCAAUCUGUCUAUACAUUCAACUGUGCAAUUAUUCCAGCAGUA